UGUGUCCUCACCAGCAGAUGGUGCAUUCCUCAGGCUUUUUAUGAAUCGCUGCUGCUGCUCGCGUAGAGGCGGAGUUUUAUUUAUUUAUUUAUUUAUGUUUUUUUCCUUUCUUUCUGCUUGUUGUCGACGACGUGCAGGCGCUGGGCAGCAAGCAGAGGGCAGCAGGCUGGGUUCCUCUCAUCCUGACUGUAUCACAAGGACCAACAACAUCACCAUCAUCAUCAUCAUCAUCAUCGCGAUCCUCCAUCCACCCAGACAAGGACAACCUCUCCGGGAUAUACACGGGGGACAGUGCAAUCUAAUCAGAAAGAAAACGGAGGACAGAAAUCGCAUCGAAAGCGGCAAAAAUGUUGGCGUGUACAGAAAUGAUCACCAUGUGUCUUCAAUCCGCAAAGCGCGAACACUUGAGAAAGCAGCAGGAGCUUGACCACAACCAAAAUCAAGGCAUCUCUCUGUUUCAUGAUAUAUUCCGCCGGGCGGACAAAAAUGACGACGGGAAGCUGUCCUUGGAGGAGUUCCAGUCGUACUUCACUGAUGGUAUCCUCACUGACAAGCAGAUGCAGGAGCUGUAUUACUCCAUCGACAGGCAGCAGACAGACAACCUGGACAUAGACAAACUCUCAGAGUACUUCACUCCACAUCUGGGAGAGUACGUCAACGUCCUGUCUGCUCUGGAGAAGCUGAACGUGGCCAUUUUGAAGGCCAUGGAUAAAACUAAAGAGGAGUAUCAGGGCUCAUCUGUGCUGGGUCAGUUUGUGACGCGUUUCUUGCUGAGGGAGACCUCCACCCAGCUGCAGUCCCUUCAAUCAUCUCUGGACUGCGCUAUGGAGGCUGUUCAUGACCAGGGCUGUACAGGGAGGAGGAUACUGAAGAAGCCCCAGGACUUGCCUAUUCAGAGGGUGGCCAAACGCCCUGCCCGACGCAUCCAGAAGAACAUGUGUCUCUCCCCUACUGACCCCUACUCUGGCAUGCUCACCACAGGGGUUAGUGUGGAGCCAGACAACCACUGGGGCUCCCAGAUCAACCAGUUGGAGCAACUCAUAGACAAACUGGAGUGUGAGAGUCCACAUCUUGAACCUCUCAAAGAGGACACGUUAGCAGGGACGUAUAAAUCGAACAUUCUUCUGGUACAGAGACAAAUGUCUGUGAAGGAGAGAGAUGUGGAGCAGUUUCAACAAGCUCUCAAAAUCUACACAGAUGCCACCAGCAGCCAGCUAAACAACCUGCAUGUCUCAGUCCAGAACCUGCCAGACAGAUCAUGCUUCAUCAUGUAUGAAUUUUGGCAGGACCGUCUCUCCUGGAUGAGCUACCUGCAGUCGUCCAUCAGUAAGACCUUCCAGCGCUGCAUUAUCGACUCACUGGAAGAGCCAGAGAUGGUCUCCACUAUGCUCCUCCCAGCCUCUUGGUGGAUUAUGAACAACAACUGACAGAGCAUAGUGGCUGCUGUUCAACACAAUAAAGGCAGGAGGAAGAGGUGAUUGAAUAAUAGUUUUCUUUUUUGGUCCUUGAUAUCCACUUUUUCCUUAUGGCAUGACCAGGAUUGUUUUUUGCAAAGCCAUUCUCCAAGGUUAUAAAAAAGAAGACUGCUUAGAUAAAUCAGUAAACAGUGAGACAAACUGAAACCUUGGAAAAGAAAGAAUUGAAAUGAUGCAAUAUUUUAUUGUGUGCCAGCUUUUGUUUCACAAUAUUGGCACCAUUUCUUGCUUCUGAUUUAACACACACAAGAAAUUGAAAAAAAACAACAAAAACAAUUGCAUGAUUUCUUGUUCCCCUGUGCUAGUUUAUUUAAAUCAAAAUUACAUCUUAGAGUAGAUAUGAUGUCAACGAUGCCACAAAAAUAAAAACACAUUAAUAACAACUGACCUGUCCAUCUGUCACUAUCCAUCACUCAUUCUUCAGUACAGACAAAAACAGAAAUAGUGGUAGGGUUAACCUGCAUUUUCCCUUGUUAUCUCUGUGGUAUUGUGCUUGGUUGUCUUCUUCAAAGCUUUUGCUACCAAGUGUCGUUUUGCUGAAGGGUUAGACAGCCCUUAGACAGAACAAAGUUAAUGAGUGAUUAUGGUCCGCAUCUAAACUUUUGUCAUCCGUGUGUCACUUUUGCACUUUAGAAAAUUAUGAAACAUGGACCUUAUUGUGAAGAAUGAACACUUAUUGUAGACUGUCUAUUGAAAAUGUAGAAUUAACAACUGUUUUUAAAAGCCAAGAGCUGCACCGAAGUGUAGUAAGACAUUAGCAGACGAUAACAAUUAACCAAAUAAUUGUGCAGUAUGCCUGUGCUGUUACUUUAUAAAUAAAACUCAAAAGCCAUUGUUUUACAUUUGCAGUGUGUAAUCAGAAGAGUUUAACGGUACAGUACACACAAAUCGAAGUUUAUAUUUUGAGUACAGAAAUUAAGCAGAAACUGUUCUGUGCAAUGACAUAAGCCGGUUAAGAUUGUGUACAGUAGUUAAUGAAAGCUGUAAGAUGUAAGUAAUUGUUGUAGAACACUGGUAAAUGUACAGUAUGAUAGUAUAUUGACCUUUGGUUGCUCUGGUAAAGCGAGGAAUGAAUGUGUUUACUCUUUCUUUGAAGUAUUUAUCGUUUCUUUUAUGAAGAAUAUACAGCUGUU
Molecule: messenger RNA, 2608 nt
Organism: Toxotes jaculatrix (banded archerfish)
Lineage: Eukaryota; Metazoa; Chordata; Actinopteri; Toxotidae
Product: N-terminal EF-hand calcium-binding protein 1-like
Exons: 12
Coding region: 348-1427 (359 amino acids)
Biological process (GO): regulation of amyloid precursor protein biosynthetic process
Cellular component (GO): cytoplasm; endoplasmic reticulum; Golgi cis cisterna
Molecular function (GO): calcium ion binding
Source: RefSeq, a predicted model, not a curated record